Messenger RNA from Phaeodactylum tricornutum CCAP 1055/1, 792 nucleotides. RefSeq lists its product with no specific name. NCBI's taxonomy places the organism in Eukaryota, Bacillariophyta, Bacillariophyceae, Surirellales, Neidiaceae. The coding region runs from base 1 to 792 and encodes 263 amino acids. Gene Ontology annotation, molecular function: catalytic activity. The transcript has a single exon. The record is from RefSeq and is a predicted model, not a curated record.
AUGACCUUCGUCUACUCCAAAGCCAUACUGUUGUCUUUGAGCGUAACAAUCCGAUUCAUCGAACCACCCCCGAAGGUGGCACCUUUGGUGCUGUCGAGCCACUCCGUACCUGGGCCGAAGCGCGUAACCACUCGUGGAAACGUCAGACGGUCAUCUUGUUGGCGACGGAUGCUUUUGUCGCGAAUUUUACCUUCCGCUCUAGCUAUGUUUACGCUAUUUGCAAUCAGCCGAAAAUCUUUGACUCCACUUCCGGAGCAAACGUUAUCGGCGCCGGCAAAAGUGCGCGAGUAUCACACACCUCCCCAAGACGUGCAUUACGGAGACAAUACUUCGGUCUUUGGGAGAAUUCUCAAUGGCGAACUCCCGGCCUCAACCUUUGCUGAAAGUAAUGAUCUGUUCGCUUUCGAAGAUGCUCAUCCGCAAGCUCCGUUACACGCACUUAUAAUUUCCAAACGCUUUAUCGGCAGCGUCUUUGAUCUUGAGCUCUCUGAUUUGAACUUGGUCAGAUCUAUGCGCGACAUGGCCUACGAGCUUAUCCGGGAGCGAUACCCAGAGGCGCUUUCCAAGAAGGAUUAUAUCCUCUGCUUUCAUAUUCCGCCUUUUAACAGUGUCGAUCACAUUCAUUUACACGUAUUGGCGCCCGCCUCGCGAAUGCAAAUGCUGUUUCGGUUCGUCAAGUACAAUGUGCGCACACGAUGGUGUACCGAUGUGGAUACGGUCAUACGUAGGCUAGAGCAGGGCGAAGCUGCGGUGCCGUACCGCAAUCCUCGCCCGUCGACCAAGUCUACUUAG